AUGGGUCCUUCCGGCGUGAUAAGUAGCAAAUGGCUACAUAAGACUUCAACACCUCCUCCGUCCGAUUCAUCAACUCAUUCACUCUCCGAAUUUCUCCAUCGUAUACAUCCGUUUCAUCUAUACCUGCUUUUUUACAAUUCAAUUUUUUUCCCUAUGUCAACUCCAAUUUAUUUUAUUGCAGCCGAAGGGAUUGUCCGAAUCGGACACCUUCAUCCCGCGAAUCCUAUUAUUGCCCACGAGCCAGAUGUAUUAAAGAUGUGUGCUGAUGAUUUGAAAAAGAGAAAUAUUCUACCUCAAAACUAUAGUCUAAACGUUUUUACAAUGGAAAGCUGCAACAAAUUUUCUGGCGUUGAGCAUGCCGCUUUUCUGCACUAUAUCAAAAAUGCUUCUGUUUAUUUUGGACCAGGGUGUAAUAAUGAAAUGCUAGUGAUUGGCCGACUAGCGCCUAGAUGGAACGUUCCAAUUAUUGCUCACAUGUCCGGAGACGACGCGCUUUCUGAUCGGGUUCAAUUUCCAACACUUGGGUCUGUGGCGCUAACGUCGGCUAGUGAAAUGGCAAAGGCUACCGUAACCUAUCUUAACUUGAACAAUUGGGAUCAGAUUGGAAUAGUGAGACCGAGCACUGGGUAUGAGAGGCUAUCUGUAUACUCGCUCCAGCACCAAAUCAAGAAACGCGAUAUCAAUCUUAAUGUCCUCAUUGACAUCGAACCAUUCAGCUCGCCAGAAGAAAUUAUCGCUUCUGGCAAGCUCACAACUCUUCGCAACCAGGCUAGAAUCGUUGUCGUAGAACUUGGUAUGGACAUCCACACGGUCACAAACUUCAUGUUGGCCGUGCACAGAGCUGAGAUUAAAAGCGAGGAGUUUGUGUUUGUAAUCCCAUGGUUGAUUUCCUCUACCGUAAUCCAUCCUGAAUUUUUUCAGCAAAACGAUCAUUAUCCGUGGGAAGCGACUAAUGUGGAUAAACAGGAAGUAAAAUCCGCUUUUGAGAAUACCAUUAUAAUAACAGCACAUGGCUAUGAUAAGAAAUUUUUUGACGAGUUCCAAUUGAAAUUCAGUACAGCUACUGGAGUGCUUGCCAAUCACAUACAGCCCAACAAUAUGCCACAUUAUCCUAUAUGUCAUUAUAUGAUGCUCUGUUUCUUUAUGGCUGAUGGUGGUGGCUAUAACGUUCACAUGAAUGGUUCCUUAUUAUGGUCGCGAAUGACGAAUCGACAAUUUAUUGGGAUGACCGGUCAAGUUUUGAUGAACAAUAAGGCUAUCAGAGUUCCAUCCUAUGCCACGUAUCAUGCCAUCAAUGGAACGUUGAAGGUUAUUGUAGUGGAGCUAGGAGCCAAACUCAACGACCGUGGUGCUUGUGAGAAAAACGAGGACAUGUGCUCAGAGCAUGUUGCUCAUGAAACUAUUCAGUAUUAUUGGCCAUCGGACAGUGGAAAACUGCCACCUGCAGUUCCAAAAUGUGGAUUCACAGGAGCUGACUGUGAUUAUAGACCCUAUUUUAUUGGAAUCAGUUUGAUUGCGUUUAUUCUGACUGUUGGACCACUCUCCUAUUUCAUCUUCCUGAAACAGAAAGAACGGCUACUGUAUGAUAUGACAUGGAGAAUUCCCAGAGAGUCGAUCAAACUACUAGAAGGAAAAUCUGUGGGUUUUAACCUAUACAUCUUAUGUUUUCGGUAUGAUUUUCAGAGAUCCGAGCACUCUCUAGCCAGUAAAUCGCAAAGUUCUGGAUCCUUCUCAGGUAGUAUGAAUUCUAAGCAAAAUGGCCUGAUAGCAGCAAAACAGGCUGUCUCCAAUGGUGUUAAGCUUGCGAUAAAGCGCUACCAACAAGUUCGGAACAUCACAUUUCCCAAAUCGGAGCUCAAACUUUUGAAAGAGCUCAAGAUAUUGGAAAAUGAUAAUUUGAACAAGUUCUACGGCAUCUCGUUUAACCAACAAAACGAGUUUAUUGUCAUGUGGGUGCUUUGUUCUCGUGGUAGUUUGGAGGAUAUUUUAUUCAACGACGAACUAAAACUGGGCAGAAAUUUCCAAGUCUCGUUUGCCAAGGAUGUUGUCAAGGGCUUGAACUUUUUGCAUACUUCACCGCUUUUGCACCAUGGAAUGUUAUGCCUUCAAAAUUGCCUUGUGGACUCUAACUGGACCGUCAAGCUGACAAAUUUUGCUACAGAGCAGAUCAUUUUUGAAAAACUAGACCAUAACGAGCUUCGACCAUUUGUCAACGCAGAUAGUGAAUCCGCAGAAGACGUUCCAGACCCAACCAAAGAUUUUGCAAGGAAAAAAUACCUCCAACAAGCUCCUGAAAUCAUUAGGGAAAUUGUAACAACUAAAGUGAUACCAGAUGGGAGUCAAGCUGCCGAUAUCUAUGCUCUGGGCAUGGUCCUGUACCAAAUUCUGUUCCGAGUCGAGCCAUUCCAUGAAAGAAACAAGAGCAUCAAUAGUAAGCCAGCUUUUCUUUUUCAAAAUUCUAUUUUCCGGUUUCCAGAGCUAAUGGAAAUGUUGGCUAUGGCCAAUGACGACGAUCAGUUGAUUCGUCCCACUUUCCCGUCAUCCAAUACAGGAGAAGGGUAUAAUUUGCAGGUAACCUAUCAUUAUUUUCUAUUUUCUUUACUAUCCUGUAUUGAGGCCUGUUGGCUAGAGAUUCCAGAGAUGAGACCACCAAUCAAAAAAGUGAGGACUAUGGUGAAUGCAAAUUUGAAAUCCACUGGAAAAGGAUCACUGGUAGAUCAAAUGAUGAAAAUGAUGGAGGAGUACACUGCCAACCUAGAGAACAUGGUCCGUGACCGUACAGCAUUAUUGGAGGAGGCGCAAAAACAAGCAGAUCGUCUGUUGAAUAGCAUGCUACCCAAAUCCAUCGCUGAAGAUCUGAAAGUGGGAAAGCCAGUUCUACCACAGUUGUAUAGUUGUGCUACCGUACUUUUCUCGGAUAUCCGUGGAUUUACAAGAAUAUCAUCGACAUCUACGCCUCUUCAGGUGGUCACAUUCUUGAACGACAUGUUCAGUGGUUUCGAUGCAAUUAUAGCAAAACACGAUGCUUAUAAAGUGGAGACUAUUGGAGAUGCUUAUAUGAUUGUGUCUGGUGUCCCCACGGAAAAUGGUAACAAUCAUGCACAGAAUAUUGCUGAUGUCGCUCUUAAAAUGAGAGCAUUCAUUUGCAAUUUCAAACUAGCGCAUCGGCCAGAGGAGCUAAUGAUGGUCAGAAUCGGUUUCCAUAGUGGACCUGUGGCAGCUGGCGUUGUUGGCCUCGCUGCGCCCCGUUACUGUCUUUUUGGAGAUACUGUGAAUACAGCAUCCCGGAUGGAGAGCACUGGAGUAGCUAAUAAAAUUCAGAUAUCCGAAGGAGCGUAUAAUCUUCUUCAUUGCUUCUUCCCGCAAUUCCAAAUGGUGGAAAGGGGGAAGAUUGAAGUGAAAGUGAGUAGAUUUAUGGUUUUGUUGAUUUCAAGAAAUCAAUUAAUUUUCAGGGAAAAGGAGAGUGCCUGA
Caenorhabditis briggsae is the source of this 3471-nucleotide messenger RNA. It is a transcript of the gene Cbr-gcy-9, whose product is annotated as Protein CBR-GCY-9. Gene Ontology annotation, biological process: protein phosphorylation; intracellular signal transduction; receptor guanylyl cyclase signaling pathway. Lineage: Eukaryota; Metazoa; Nematoda; Chromadorea; Rhabditida; Rhabditidae. The transcript is spliced from 21 exons. The record is from RefSeq and is a predicted model, not a curated record. The coding region runs from base 1 to 3471 and encodes 1156 amino acids. Gene Ontology annotation, molecular function: protein kinase activity; ATP binding; guanylate cyclase activity.